CGUUUGAAUUCACACAGCGACCAGUGUGGGAGGUGAGCUCAAAAUCGGAAAGUAACGACUUUGGGAAGUCCAUUUCAUACGUGGUUGUCAUCACUGAUUUGCAGAGUCAGAACCCAAAUACUUUCCAACAAUGGGCAAAGGCAAGCGUGCGCAUUUCGACAAGUACCGCCCUCCCAUCUCGUCGGCGGACCUUAUGUCGACGCCGUCUUCGCUUAUUGACGACUGCCCACCUCCCCUGUACAAGCCGCAACCUGACGGGAAGCACAAGGAGAAUGAGGCUCAUCUUAUUGAGGACGCACCGAUUGGUGUGCUCAUCACGACCUACAUGAGCUACUUUUUCCUGAUUGUUUUCGGACAUAUCCGGGAUUUCUUUGGGUUUUGGUUAAAGAGUGACGAGUAUAAGCACCUGAAGACGCAGAAUGGAUACGCACCCAUCAAUUCUGGAUUCGACACAUUUUAUCACCGUCGUUUAUACGUCCGUAUCCGCGAUUGUUUCAACAGACCAGUCACCAACGUGCCGGGAAGGACGAUAACUCUAUUGGACCGCAAAAGCGAGGAUUACAACAGAACUUUCAAACUGACUGGCGAAACAAAGGAAGUCCUCAACUUGUCAUCCUAUAAUUAUCUCGGGUUUGCUCAGAGUGAGGGUCCAUGUGCUGAUGCAGUCGAAACUGCUGUCAGAAAGUAUGGUGUUGCCACAUGCAGCAGCAGGAUGGAGGCAGGUACCCUUGAUCAGCAUCAAGAAGUGGAGGCAUUGGUUGCCCGUUUUGUUGGCAAGGAGGCCGCUAUGAUUAUAAGCAUGGGCUUUGCUACCAACUCUACCACGAUCCCUGCGCUCGUUGGGAAGGGGUGCCUCAUUAUUAGCGACGAGCUAAAUCACUCAUCACUCGUCUACGGAGCUCGAGUGUCUGGCGCAAGCAUCCGUGUGUUCAAGCAUAAUGAUAUGAAGGAUCUGGAGGCCGUCCUUCGCAACUCGAUUGCGGGCGGUCAGCCACGCACUCACCGACCAUGGAAGAAGAUCCUUGUGAUGGUCGAAGGGUUGUAUUCCAUGGAAGGCAGUAUUUGCGCUCUUCCCGAAAUCGUGGAGCUCAAAAAGAAAUACAAGUUUUACUUGUAUCUGGACGAAGCGCAUUCGAUUGGUGCCAUGGGACCCAAUGGUCGCGGUAUCUGUGAUUACUUUGGCGUCGAUCCAGAGGAUGUUGACAUCAUGAUGGGAACAUUCACAAAAAGUUUCGGUGCUGCUGGCGGUUAUAUUGCUGCAAAACAGGAAAUUGUUGAUCGUGUUCGAUUCUAUACACAUGCGUCGGUAUACGCCGAAGCCAUCACUCCGCCCAUUCUCCAACAGAUAUACACCUCCAUGCGCAUUAUCAUGGGUGAAGAAGGCGGCGAUGAAGGACGCCGCCGUAUCCAACAGCUUGCACGCAACUGUCGCUUUUUUUCGGCCGAAUUGCGCAAGAUGGGGUUCAUUGUAUACGGUGACGAGGAUUCCCCAAUUGUCCCAUUACUUCUGUUCCACCCUGCAAAGAUUCCCGCCUUCUCUCGAGAGAUGCUCAAACGUGGCAUUGCCGUCGUUGUUGUGGGAUACCCGGCAACACCCAUUAUUACUUCACGCGUACGGUUCUGUUUGUCGGCUGCUCACACAAUGGAGGAUCUCAAAUUUGCUCUUCAACAUAUUUCUGAAGUUGGGGACGAUAUGGUGCUGAAAGUUAGCCGACUUAAUCGCCCGGCAGUAGCUUAAUGUUUUCUUUUUGGUUUCACAUUAUUCCUUAUGUAUUAGAAUGGAUAUUUACGAUCUAGAGCUAUGAAAAAGGAGGCUCAUUCUCUACUCGUUUAUACGACUGUUCCCACUUUCAUAUGAAAUGUACGUGUACUU
Molecule: messenger RNA, 1873 nt
Organism: Spizellomyces punctatus DAOM BR117
Lineage: Eukaryota; Fungi; Chytridiomycota; Chytridiomycetes; Spizellomycetales; Spizellomycetaceae
Product: serine C-palmitoyltransferase LCB2
Exons: 9
Coding region: 131-1738 (535 amino acids)
Biological process (GO): ceramide biosynthetic process; sphingosine biosynthetic process
Cellular component (GO): serine palmitoyltransferase complex
Molecular function (GO): serine C-palmitoyltransferase activity; pyridoxal phosphate binding
Source: RefSeq, a predicted model, not a curated record